Vitis vinifera (wine grape) is the source of this 1370-nucleotide messenger RNA. Its product is annotated as photosystem II reaction center W protein, chloroplastic. NCBI's taxonomy places the organism in Eukaryota, Viridiplantae, Streptophyta, Magnoliopsida, Vitales, Vitaceae. Gene Ontology annotation, biological process: photosynthesis. The transcript is spliced from 3 exons. Gene Ontology annotation, cellular component: photosystem II; chloroplast. The coding region runs from base 838 to 1245 and encodes 135 amino acids. The record is from RefSeq and is a predicted model, not a curated record.
GGACUUGAGAAUCCGUUGUGGAAGGCUGGGAGCUUGCCCUUAGGUUGGGUCACCUUCUAUAAGCGGACAGUUGCUUUGGACAGGAGAUGGCAUGCCCUUGGAUUGGGCUAUGAGUCUGGUGUGGGGCGGAGCCAGAUUGAGCGAGCAGCUGUAAUCCAGUAUGAUGGAGUUAUGAAGCCAUGGUUGGAAAUUGGAAUUUCAAAGUACAAGGGCUAUUGGAGCAAACACCUAAACUAUGGCCACCCUUUAUUGCAACAGUGCAACAUACACGAGUAGUUAAAAAUCCACAACAUGAGAAGUGGUAUAGAUUGAUCCACUCCAUACUAUAAUCUUCUUGGAGCUGAGUCAAAUUAUACGGUUAUACCAAUAAUGGAAAUGAACUUACCGUCAUUUCUGGAUUUUGUAAUUCUGCUACUUGUGUAUAUAAUUCAUCUCAGAUGCUCAUGUAGUCUCAGACAGAUGACUUGCUUUCAACUUACUGAUCAACUUCUCUGCUAUUUUAUGUUCGCAUCUGGGGUUUCGAGAAAGUAUGAUGUUUCUUGCUAUGACAACUAGUCUGUUUAUUCCAGUAGUGUUUGCCAUUUAGUUUUACUAGGUUGAAAAGGGGUGCCCCAAACAGAGCCUUGACUUCUUGUCAGGCCAACACCUGCCGUUUACAGAUAUGAUGCAACACGUGGAGGACGUUGGUUGGAUGUAUUCAGAUAUGAGAUUUCAAAUGAGGGGCUAUCAUUUAUCCAAGUUGUGUGGUUCAUUGGACAGACUUGAUGACAACAAUAUUAACUUUAGUUUGAUGCCCUGAAUGUGAAUCCAACUGAUCCUCUCCUUUUGUGAAGAAAAAUGGCCAGCAUCACAGCCAGCACUCCAACCUCAUCCCUCCCCCGUGUCGGUCUCCGCCCAAAUGGAGGAACAGUGGGGACUUCAUCGGCCAUUCUGGGGUUGCCGGUGAUGGCAAAGAAGGGAAGAGUCACAUGCUCAAUGAAGGAGAAGCCAAGUGUGGAGGAUGGAAGCUUGAAGAUGGGGAUGGGGGCAUCACUGAUGGCAGCAGCCUGUGCUGCAACCAUGUCAAGCCCAGCCAUGGCUCUGGUGGAUGAGAGGAUGAGCACAGAAGGGACGGGACUUCCAUUUGGGUUGAGCAACAACACUCUGGGUUGGAUCCUGUUUGGUGUGUUUGGUCUGAUUUGGGCUCUCUACUUUGUCUACACUGCAACUCUUGAAGAGGAUGAAGAGUCUGGGUUGUCCCUGUAACUAACCCACACCCAUUCAUGCCCUUCCUACUUUCUUCAUAAAUCUGUAUCUGUGGUUGUAAAACUACCUCUUGUAUGCCCAACUACUCUGCCUAGUUUUAUAAUUGUUCCCUCUUCCUCUUUUCA